CAGUCUCGUUACGGCCGCAUUGAGCGAUUGUACGCAGCCCGCGACCACUCCGAUGUUUAUACGAUUUUGACAGAUAAACAAUAACAAUGACGGACAUGUGAAUGGAGUAGCGCGCCAUCAACCCCCUUCGAUCUGAAGCACACCUGUACACCCGGCGUGUCCUGUGCCAGUGACGUUCGACGAUAUUUUCUGCUUUUUUGUCUUUGGCGAAUCCCCAAUUCGCCGGCCUCCCUUGACAGUUUUAUUGAAAACACGACGCACACACCACACACUUGACAGUUAUCGGUGCUACGGCCGAAUCCAAUUUUGGGUUUGCAGUUCCGCGAGAGGUUGUUUUUGUGAUCGGAGAAUUCCGUAUGGUUUGUGUGGGUGCCUAAAACGUGCAGUGCCCGAAGAAAAAAAAAAACUGUUUUGCCAUCGAGCUUCACGCACACUUGUUUCCUCUCUAUGCGAAGACGAUAGACGAACGUCGAAAUGGGUUGGAUCGUCGUCUACGUCGUCUGUCUGCUGCAAAUUGCUCAAGCGUACCACCACGAAAACCAACAGCCACCAAAAAUCACCGAACACCCGGUCGACACGAGCGUCGCCAGACACGAGCCGGCAACGUUGAAUUGCCAGGCUUCCGGUAAACCGGAACCGACCAUAACAUGGUACAAGGACGGGGUCCUGUUGAGAACCGCGCCGCAGGACGCGCGGAGCCAUCGGGUUCUGCUGCCGGCCGGAAGUCUUUUCUUCCUGAAGGUCAUGCAGAGCCGGAAGGAGUCCGAUGCGGGAGUCUACUGGUGCGAAGCCAGCAACGCACUGGGCAAGGCGAGAAGCAAGAACGCCACCUUAACUGUUGCAGUAUUAAGAGAUGAAUUCCGCUACGAGCCACAAAGCUCGCAGGUGGCAGCAGGAGAAGACACCAUUUUGGAGUGUUCGCCUCCGAAGGGUACACCCGAUCCGGUAGUUUUCUGGAAGAAAGAUGGCCAACCGUUGACAAUAGAGAAAAGACUGAAACUGGUAGAUGGCUCAAACCUCGCCAUCACUGAUACAAAACCCUCUGACCAAGGAAAAUACCAGUGCAUCGCCAAAAAUUACGCCGGCGUACGGGAGAGCAGUGUGGCAGUACUUAAUGUUUACGUUAAACCAUACAUGAUUCAUGCCCCUAAAAAUGUUGUUGCUUUGGCUGGCAGUACUGUGGAGUUCGCUUGCGGAGCAGGUGGUGAUCCGAUCCCCGAUGUUUUAUGGAGGCGAAACGCGCCAGGUGGUACAAUGCCACUAGGAAGGGUUCGAGUACUUGAAGACCGAACACUUCGUCUUGAAAGAAUCACAAUUAUGGAUGAAGGGGUUUAUACAUGCGAAGCAGACAAUUCUGCUGGGGUAGUCUCAGCUUCCGGCAUUUUAACAGUUCAUCAGCCCCCAACUUUUACUGUACGUCCAUCUGCGCAAACAAUCGAACAGGGUCAAGAAGUUACCUUUCACUGCAACGUACAGGGUAGUCCAACUCCGUUUAUUUUCUGGUCGUUGGAAGGCGAUAGAGCUUUGAUUUAUCCCGGAUCCAGUUCUGGCAACUUCGAAGCCUUCACUUCCUCAGAUGGACAUUCAACUCUCAUAUUGAAGAAUGCCCAAGUACAAAACUCGAAAACGGUGAUUAUUUGUUCUGCUGUUAAUGCCGCAGGUUCCAUUUCGACAAGAACUAGACUCACUGUUACAUCCAAAGAAGAUAGACCUCCACCAGUAAUUAUACGAGGUCCGGUGAAUCAAACUUUACCAAUUCACUCUGUAGCUUUCCUCACGUGUGAAGCUAGCGGGAAUCCCAAACCUGUGAUAUCAUGGUAUAAAGAAAGUACGCCUGUAUCGGCCAGUGAUAGAAUAAACAUGUCUAAUCCAAGCCACAUAGAAAUCUACAAUCUCAAAAAAGAUGAUUCGGGAUCCUACACCUGCGUAGCGUCUUCAAGAGGUGGAAAGGCCACAUGGACUGGUCAUCUUUUAGUUGAGAAUCCUAAAAAUCCAAACAUUAACUUCUUUAAGGCAUCUGAACCCGCCAUGCUUCCAGGACCACCAAGCAGACCACACGCUUUAAACCAAUCAGAGGAAAGUGUCACUAUCACUUGGGGACAAAAUAAUAAAAUAGGCUCAUCUAGUCUACUGGGUUAUCAAAUCGAAUUGUUCGGAAGAGAAGAAGGUGUAACUCCCACUUGGACCGUCGUUGCAAAAAGAGUGAUGGGACCAACUUAUACACAACCACUUUUAAGCCCUGGUGUCCCAUAUACAUUUUUGGUGAGGGCUGAAAAUUCACAUGGACUAGGACCUCCAUCCCAACUGUCAGAACCUAUACUUGUUGGUAUAGAUUCGUCUCAGAACUGGGGAAAUCCUGAAGUUACAAUACUCAGCGAAGCAAGGGCUAGUUUAGUGUCGAGUAAUGUUGUAACACUUAUUGAUGCCAUACCGAUAUCUUCAACGGCAAUUAAAUUGACUUGGAAAACUGAAGAAAUUUUAUUUGUUGAGGGAUUGUACAUUUAUUACGUUGCACUAGAAAGUUCUCCUGAAACUCCCAGGACUUACAGUAUGCUAACAGUAUUACAUGCUGGAGACACGAAUUCGUUCGUUGUUAAUAACUUGGAAAAGUGGUCGAAAUACGAAUUUUUCAUUGUACCUUAUUAUAAAUCGGUUGAAGGACAGCCAUCAAAUUCAAGGACCGCUAGAACUUUAGAAGACAUUCCUAGAGAGGCUCCAUCUAGCAUGGAAGCUAGAUUAUUGAAUUCCACUGCGGUAUACUUAACAUGGAAACCUCCCCCACUGAUGUCCUUAAACGGGGAACUGCAAGGCUUUAAAGUGGAGGUCAAAACUAAUGGAUCAGAAUCCCUUGAAGCUAUCAGUGUUGGAUCAACACCUUCAUUAAUGUUGACCAAUCUGACUUCUGGAGUUUCUUAUUUCGUUCGUGUGGCAGCUUCAACAAGAGCUGGUUUAGGACCUUUCAGUCCUGCAGCAACUCUACGCCUGGAUCCUACUAGCAGAACUGUUGAUAAUAACAGUCAAAGACCUGUAGAUGCUCAAUCAGGUGACUUUAUAACAGAGACUUGGUUUAUGGCACUAUUAAUCAGUAUGGUAUCUGUCAUGGUAAUAUUAUUUGGUGCUAUGCUAUUCGUUCGAAGAAGACAAAUGUUGUCAAAGAAAACAAUGACCCCAAGUAGAUCAAACGGCCGUGUAUUGUCAACCCCACUAGCUUCUAAACACGAAGCCCCAUUAUGGUUGGACAAAGACGCGCUUCCCGAGUACGCCAGCACCUUGCCCGAGUAUUCCAAGUUGAAUCCUCAUGAAUACAGAGACUACAUAAACGCUAGUCCACAGUCCAACAGCAUGAACCAUAACAGCGUUAACUUGCACAAUAAUCCGAUGCAUCCUAAUGAGUACAGUCGGCCUAACGAUUUGGAGUACUCUUCAGAUAAGAGCUACGCCAUGAGGAACUCCCAAAACGCUGAAUACGCAGAAGUUGAUUCGACUCUAAUCCAACAGGACAAUAACAGCGGAGCUUGUUCUCCGGCUCCGUACGCUACAACGACCCUCGUUACUGGCGGCAGAAAAUUCGGAAAUUCAAUGAAUUGGAGUUCCUCGCAUUCUAACGACUCGUCCGAUGAAUCGCCCUAUCCCUCAUACAACGGAGGUUACUACAAUCGAAAAGUUUACUCUGACUCUUAUUCGGCCCCUAAUGAAACCCUACGGAAGAACAAAAAAGUCCGAAAGAACUCACAAGAAAAUCCACCAGACUUAGUUUCUCCAAAUCAACCGGUUUACGCACGUGUGGGUCCACCCGGUAUGUCGUGGAGGAAUGGAGCGCCAUCUAUGUCCAGUUUUACGCCGCAACCCCACAACAAGCACUACGCUUCGACUAGAAGUGAACCGGGGAACCCCUUGUGAAUGCAAAUUAGAUUCUAAGAGGCCUAAAUAUCUGAGAAGUAAGGCGGCCUAAAACUGGGUGGAUUUGACAUGGAUAAAGAGUGUAUAUACGGGAACUUGAGAAUUAUAUAAGCGUGUACGUGGAAUGAAAUUUUGCCUAGCUAAGUAAUCCAUUGAUAAAUUACCUAGUUUUUGUUUCUAUGCCUAAAAAGUGAUAAAAACAAAAGUUAACUCUGUAUAAAUUGUUUAUUAUUAAUUAUUUGUUAGUGAUAUCGUGUUGAUAGUUUUUCUGCUACAUUAUAGUACUAUGGAAAAACUGUUAAAUAAUUAGUUUCAGUGUAAUUUAUAAGCAUAACUAUUGUCGAAUACGUUACAUUGUUGUAUGCCAAUACGAUCGCCUAAUUUUGCCGCAAAUCAUUUACUAUAUUAUUAGAGCUCUAGUAAGACUGAAUAAUUAUUUGACUCGAUAUAUUUUAGGAUUCUCACUAUUAAACCGUCACACUGAAGCUUUUACCUAAUUUCUUUACAAAAAUGUGAUUUCUAGUCAUAGUUUACGUUUAAGUCACUCAUUAAAAACAUUGAUUGGAUAUAUACAUAAUUAGUGGCUGAAUUUAAUUUCUAAAAAUGUGGAUUAAAAGGUCUAUAUAGUGUAAAUCGUCCAUUUUAAAUGCUAAUGUAGGUUUAAUCUUUAAAUUAAGAGGUAUUGUAUAAACUAUUUGUGAAUCUGCCGUUCGUCUGAAAAUAUUCUGAAAAAUAGGCGCACGUAACGUCUAUUUCUGGUAUUUUUGGUAUCUGUAACUACUUAAAGCAUUUGUAUAAAACACAUAUCAAUAAAAUAUGUAUAAAAAUAUGACUGUAAAAAGUAGAACCUAGAUUUGUACUUAUUUAAUUUUAAUGCAAAUACUGUUUGAAAACAAUAUUCGUCGUAGUAUAUCAUAUAAUUAAUGAUAAAACUUUCCCAUCUAAUGUGCAACACUCGAAUAUUCUGUAAAAAAGUCAUGGUAUAAAUUUUUUGAAAUUUGUACAUUAGCAAGGAAACAGUAGAUUCUUUAUUUAAAUAAAGUAUUUUAGGGUUUAGCGUUUAAUCUAUAAAUGAAACGAAAAUGUCAAUAAUUAUAAACUUAGCGUCGUAUUAGCUAAACGCUAAAAUAUAAAAUUUUUAUAAAGAAUCUUGCAUCAAUGAACGAAUCAUGAUAUAUCAAUGUUGUUAAUUUAUAAUACUUUUGUAUAAACUUUUUGGCAUAUCAAGCAUUUACUUUGUGAUUCCUUAGAAAAUCUGUUUGGUGUAGAUCUUGAUAUGUCACGACUAAACUAAGUAAUAAAUAAAUAAUUCAAUCAUAAUACUUAAGACAGACUCAUUAAACUAGGCAUUCGUAAACGAUAUUAAAGAAAACAUUCAUGAGCCCAUUUGAUUUAUGAUCGUUCUUUUAAUUUUGUAAAAUAUUGUACUAUAUAAAUAAUUAGGUAUAUAUAAUGUAAACUUUAUUGUUUUUUAUUUUAAAAGUCUUCCUUAUUUAUCAUUUUUUAUGUGGCAAAUGAUGUGCUCAUAUUUUUUAUAAAACAAUGUGCCAUUAAGUAUGUUAAACAGUGUAUGUACAGUAUUUAACAAUAAAUUUUUAA
Messenger RNA from Aethina tumida (small hive beetle), 5499 nucleotides. RefSeq names its product roundabout homolog 1-like. Gene Ontology annotation, molecular function: protein binding. Gene Ontology annotation, biological process: cell-cell adhesion. Lineage: Eukaryota; Metazoa; Arthropoda; Insecta; Coleoptera; Nitidulidae. Bases 475 to 3900 code for a protein of 1141 amino acids. The record is from RefSeq and is a predicted model, not a curated record. The transcript has 7 exons.